Molecule: messenger RNA, 1784 nt
Organism: Danio rerio (zebrafish)
Lineage: Eukaryota; Metazoa; Chordata; Actinopteri; Cypriniformes; Danionidae
Gene: tmem129
Product: transmembrane protein 129, E3 ubiquitin protein ligase
Biological process (GO): protein ubiquitination
Cellular component (GO): endoplasmic reticulum membrane; membrane
Molecular function (GO): ubiquitin protein ligase activity
Source: RefSeq, marked provisional
GUUGAUGUAAACAUGGACAGGCCGGACGCAACAUUUACUCUGGCUUAUGUUGUAUUUGCUUUAUGUUUUGUUUUUACACCAAACGAGUUUCGUUCGGCCGGUUUCACGGUGCAGCACAUGUUCUCGGAGUGGCUGGGCAGUGAGGACAUCAGCUUCAUUCAACACCACAUCAGGAGAACAACACUCACAGUGCUCUUUCACAGCUUCCUGCCGCUGGGAUACUACAUAGGAAUGUGUUUUGCUGCCCCAGAACAGAAUCUCAUGUACGUUCACCAUGCAAGUCAGGGAUGGCAAAUGUACUUUGGGCUUUCACUGGUCAUCCAGCUUUUGAGCUGCGCCCUUGCUUUCUAUUGGUCCAGACGUGGAUGGGCAAAUCACCCCAUAUGUAAGGCACUAAGCGUACAUGCCUUACCACAGUCCAGCUGGCGGGCUGUCGCGUCCUCAAUCAACACAGAAUUUCGGCGCAUCGAUAAAUUUGCUUCCGGUUCUCCAAGCGCAAGGGUUAUCGUGACUGAUACUUGGGUGAUGAAGGUCACGACGUAUUCUUUGCAUGUUGCGUUGCAUCAGGACUGUCAUUUGACCGUCACAGACUCCAAGCAUCACAGCCUAUCACCUGAUUUAAACACACCAGUGCAAAUCGUCACCAUCACUGUUGGUAGUAUCAAUCCCAGAGUCAAGUCCUUUGACAUAAGGCUGAAAUCCACAGAGUACGCCGAGCUGCAGGAGAAACUGCACGCACCCAUCAGAAACGCUGCCAAUGUUGUCAUCCAUCUGACAAUGAGUGAGCUCUUUCUGGAGACCUUUAAGUCAUAUGUGAGGAUGAAUGUUGUUUACAAGUGUCCAAGUGGCCAGGAGCUUGAACCUUGCAUCGGAUGCAUGCAAGUCAAUGCCAACGUGAAGCUUCUGCGUCUCUGCCAGAGCGAUGAGGGCGAAUGCCAGCAGUGUUACUGUCGCCCCAUGUGGUGUCUGACAUGUAUGGGCAAAUGGUUUGCCAGUCGACAGGACCAGCAGCAGCCGGAGACAUGGCUGAGCAGCAGGGUCCCAUGUCCUACUUGCAGGGCCAAGUUCUGCAUCUUGGAUGUUUGUCCCAUUGAAUGAAUGCUUGAUGUGAAGACCUUUGCAACACAAAACCUACUACGUGGUUCUUUCUAAACCUCUGUGCCUCCAAAGCAAUGGUGAAUCCGACCAAACCUCAAGAGCUCAACGUUAUCUCAUCCUAAUAAUUGAAGAAAGAAACACGACAAUACUACAAUGCAAAAAAUGUCAUUGUGUGGACAGACAUUCAGUUUUAUACCGUAUGGACAAAUCUUUUUGUUCUACAUCAUCACAUUGCUUGUUGCACUUCAGACAUUUUUCUUUGGGAGCGAACGUGCCUGAUUGAAUUGAAGAUAAAGUCACAGUGUUGAAGUUGGUGGCCGGCUGAUCUGCGCUCAACUUGACACUGUUGUUAACCGGAUAGACAUGCGUGCUAGACAUGAAUGAUAUGACAAAAUUGCGCAAAAUGGUUUGUGAUAGUUCUGAAACCGUCAAAUUUCAGAAUUGCCCGUAAAAAAAGUCAACUUCUGGAUUUUGCUAAGCAAAUUGGUAAGAGCUUUCCAUUAUUCAACCAAUGCAGAGAGCAACUUCUCAUUUAAAGCCAGCUUGAACUGAAAUUGUUGAGACUUUUUUUGGGUUGCGGCUGGAAGGGGAUCCGCUGUGGAUGUGCUGGAUAAGUUAGCGGUUCAUUCCACUGAGGUGACCCCAGAUUAGUAAAGGGACUAAGCCGAAAAUAAAAUAAAUGAAUA